AUGGCGGCGUAUCCACAAGGACCUGGCGGCGGCGGCGGUGGCCAGGAUCAAUACCAUGAUGACUACAGUCAAGCCCAUGGCGAUGCCUACUACCAGGACCAAGGGUAUUACGACCAAAACGAUUAUUCCCAGCAUGGAGACAGCUACUACGAUAGAAAUGGCUACGACCCCAACCAGCACAACUCGCAGGACGGUUACUAUGAUAACCAAUAUGGCUAUCAAGACGAGUACUACAACGACCAGUACUAUGAUCAAGGAUCUGGCUCAACCCAGUGGCAAGGAUAUGCAGCUGGACCCCGUCGUGGUGACUCUGAGGAGGAUUCUGAAACUUUCAGUGACUUUACGAUGAAGUCUGAGACUGCUCGCGCUGCAGAUAUGGACUAUUAUGGCCGUGGCGAUGAACGAUACAACAGCUAUAGCGAUAGCCAGAUGGGUGGCAGAGGCUACAGGCCACCAUCCUCUCAGAUUUCUUAUGGCAGGUCCUCUGGCGCAUCGACUCCGGUCUACGGGGAUUACAGCAACGCUCUCCCUCCUGGGCAGCGAUCCCGUGAACCGUACCCUGCAUGGGCGUCGGAUGCUCAGAUUCCCGUUUCAAAGGAAGAGAUCGAGGACAUCUUUUUGGAUUUGGUCAACAAGUUCGGUUUCCAACGUGAUAGCAUGCGGAACAUGUAUGACCACUUCAUGACACUGCUUGACUCCCGCGCUUCGCGAAUGACACCAAAUCAAGCCCUGCUUUCCUUGCACGCGGACUACAUUGGCGGGGAUAAUGCCAACUAUCGACGAUGGUAUUUUGCUGCUCAUUUAGAUCUGGAUGAUGCCGUUGGCUUUGCAAACAUGAAACUUGGGAAAAGCCAGCCGCAAAACACGCAAGGCCCGUAA
Uncinocarpus reesii 1704 is the source of this 879-nucleotide messenger RNA. Its product is annotated as 1,3-beta-glucan synthase component bgs4. The transcript is spliced from 2 exons. The coding region runs from base 1 to 879 and encodes 292 amino acids. Lineage: Eukaryota; Fungi; Ascomycota; Eurotiomycetes; Onygenales; Onygenaceae. The record is from RefSeq and is a predicted model, not a curated record.